GUUCGACAAUCUGCUCUAGGGUUCAUCGUGUGACGUCAUUUCCGGCGCCAUGGAGAGAACCGCUUCUGUAAUAUCUCGUAUGCGGCGGUUCCGUUACCAAGAGAACAGCAGUCUUCAUCACUUGCACAGCCAUACCCUUCCUACUGUACAGCGUGGUCGUCCUCUCAAUAACGUUUCCUGGCCACUGUUGUGACUCCACUGAUGUUACUGGUAAUGCUACUAUGGUGGACGAGGAGACAGCAUCAAUGACCUGAUUUUUAUCUGGUUAUGCUGCGAUGUCCCUGGGUGUGUUGUUUCUGGUAACGGGAAGUGUGUUCCUGUGCCUCAUGUACUGCAAACACGGGAAUUCGGAACCCCAGAGCCUCGACUCGAUGCGGGAACAAGAAGCAUAUCCGCUUCAGGUAGGCCUGCAGCAUACUCAGCCAGGAGUAUAUCCACAACCUACUCAGCCAGGAGUAUAUCCACAACCUACUCAGCCAGGAGUAGAUCCAGAACCUACUCAGCAAGGGGUAUAUCCACAACCUACUCAGCCAGGAGUAUAUCCACAACCUACUCAGCUAGGAGUAUAUCCACAACCUACUCAGCCAGGAGUAGACCCAUAGCGUACUCCACCAGUGUUAUAUCUACAACAUACUCAAGAAGGUGAAUAUCUACAUGCUUUUAAUGAAUAGGAAAAGAACGACAGUAAUUAUCCUAGCGCUAUCAAAACUGUAAGUCUGCAAAGGUUUCAUUUGACUUCAAAAGUAUAUUCAAUUUGAACAAAAAAAUCAUAGCAAAAUCAUAAUAAUAUGAUCAAUAAAAGAAUAAGGCUGGUAAUGUCCAUCACCGUUUUUUAUAUUUAAAAAAAAAAACAUAUUUGGAUCAGAAAAUAAAGCAAAUCAGAGAAGAGGAAGCGAGACAAACAGACUAAUUGCACAGCCGAUAAGUCUCUCCCUCUGACCUGCUUGGUAGAAGAGAACAGGCGUAAGGAAAUGAAUGAAAAGGAUAAAGAGAGAGGAAACUGUGGUGAAAAUGGCAGAUUCAGUUGGCGAAAAGUGAAAAAAAAGAUAAAGAGGCAUUUGUAUUAUAUGUAUCUCUAUCAAUCUAUCUAUCUAUCUAUAUCCUAGGAUAAAUGUGUAUAC
Messenger RNA from Penaeus chinensis, 1121 nucleotides. RefSeq names its product galectin-3-like. The record is from RefSeq and is a predicted model, not a curated record. Bases 276 to 602 code for a protein of 108 amino acids. Lineage: Eukaryota; Metazoa; Arthropoda; Malacostraca; Decapoda; Penaeidae. The transcript has 4 exons.